Molecule: messenger RNA, 1101 nt
Organism: Cordyceps militaris CM01
Lineage: Eukaryota; Fungi; Ascomycota; Sordariomycetes; Hypocreales; Cordycipitaceae
Product: uroporphyrinogen decarboxylase
Exons: 4
Coding region: 1-1101 (366 amino acids)
Biological process (GO): heme biosynthetic process
Cellular component (GO): cytosol
Molecular function (GO): uroporphyrinogen decarboxylase activity
Source: RefSeq, a predicted model, not a curated record
AUGAACCCCAAGUUCGAGCCAUUGCAAAACGAUUUGCUGCUCCGUGCAGCUCGCGGCGAGGUCGUUGAGCGUCCACCUAUGUGGGUUAUGCGACAAGCUGGUCGCUACCUACCCGAAUAUCAUAAAGAAAAAGCUGGUCGUGAUUUCUUCGAAUGCUGCCGUGACCCCGAAAUAGCCUCGAACCUGACUCUCCAGCCAAUUGACCGCUACGCCGGCCUCAUCGACGCCGCUAUUAUCUUCUCGGAUAUUUUGGUCAUCCCUCAGGCCAUGGGAAUGCUCGUAGAGAUGGUUGACAAGAAGGGUCCGCAUUUUCCGGAGCCUCUUAAGACUCCGGAGGAUGAGCAGUACGACAUGGUUAUGGAGCGCAACGUCGACGUCGCCGGGGAGCUUGGCUACGUCUACAAAGCCAUCACGCUCACACGCCAAAAGCUCCAGGGUCGUGUACCCUUGAUCGGCUUCUGCGGCGCACCAUGGACGCUGUUCUGUUACAUGGUCGAGGGUGGCGGUACCAAGCUCUUUGCUCAGAGCAAGACGUGGAUCUACAAGUAUCCCGAGGCUACCAAGAAGCUGCUGGCCAAGAUUGCGGAUAUUUGCGUGGAUCACUUGGCGCUUCAAGUCAAGGCAGGCGCUCAACUGGUGAUGGUGUUUGACUCGUGGGCCGGUGAGCUUGGACCGGAUUCGUUCAGCAAGUUCUCGGAGCCAUACCUUGGGUACAUCGCACAGAAACUGCCAGGGAAGCUCAAAAGCCUCGGUCUUGAGCCCAUACCCAUGACUGUAUUCCCCAAAGGUGCCUAUCAUGCUCUGGACAAGGCUUGCAAUCUCGGUUACAAUGUUGUUGGCCUUGAUUGGCUCCAUGAUCCGGCUGAGGCCGUCAAAAUCCGAGGCGACCGCAAUGUCGUCUUUCAGGGGAACGCUGAUCCUGGCGUUCUAUAUGGAACAGAGCAGGAAAUCACCGAAGCGGUUCAGCGCACUGUGGAUGGGUUCUGGGCCGGUAGAAAGAAGGGUUGGAUCGCUAACCUGGGACACGGCAUCACUCCUGGUGUCAACCCCGAGAACCUGAAACACUUUUUCGAAGAGAUUCACCGUCUCACCAAGGAGUGA